Molecule: messenger RNA, 3049 nt
Organism: Ziziphus jujuba (common jujube)
Lineage: Eukaryota; Viridiplantae; Streptophyta; Magnoliopsida; Rosales; Rhamnaceae
Product: G-type lectin S-receptor-like serine/threonine-protein kinase At1g67520
Exons: 6
Coding region: 319-2922 (867 amino acids)
Biological process (GO): recognition of pollen; protein phosphorylation
Molecular function (GO): ATP binding; protein serine/threonine kinase activity
Source: RefSeq, a predicted model, not a curated record
GACUGUAUACUUUUCUAACUAUGACUCCAUCACUAAAUAUAUUUAUCUAUAGAGUAGUGUAUAUACGUAUUUUCCUAUAAUAUUAUAAAGAUGUUGAUUUAACUCCACAAAGAUUGGCUUGGAAGUGGGAAUGUACAUAAGAGAGGGACAAACAUUGGUUGCUUAAGUCGUGGAACAUUCUCGUUCCAUAAUUCCAAUUUGACCCAAAAAGAAACUACAAAAGAUUUUUUAGUCUUCUAGGAAGCUACCCCAUCUUCACCCACUAAUUGCAAAAUUUAUUGGCACGCCAAGGAUCAGUCUGCAACUUGAGAGAGCAGGAUGGGAAGAGAUAGGAAAAGAAGAAGCUAUUUGGUAAUGGUUGUCCUGUUUUUGCUUUGGUUUGUCCAACUAGUCCAGCUGUCCCUUGAAAGAGAUACACUACACCCCGGCGAUGAGUUGACUGGGUACCAAUUCUUGGAGUCUCCGAACAAGCUGUUCCGGUUAAAAUUUUUUAAUCUUGAAUAUUCCGGUGGCAGCAACCGCUACUUGGGGAUUCAAUACAUGAUGUACAGGUCCGGAGACAUGAAGAUGGUUUGGGUGGCCAACCGAGACAAUCCCUUGACCAAUACCAUCAACAGCCAUUGGAUUCUCUAUAUCGGUGCACGUGGAAACCUGGUACUUAGAAACGGUGAUUCAACUCCUAUUCUCAUAAAUCCUGGAAGCCAAGCAACGAGUUCUAACACAAGCGCCACACUUCUUGACACCGGGAAUUUGGUUUUGAAAGCAGGUGAAGACAUUGUGUGGCAGAGUUUUGACCAUCCCACUGAUACAUUUCUUCCAGGUAUGAAGUUAGGAUUGUUAGACGUGGGGCAAAAGCUGCAGCCGCGUAACCAUUCCCUCACUUCAUGGCUAAGCCCGGAAUUUCCGGCAUUAGGGGAAUUCACUCUUGGACUUGAUCCAAACGAUACAAAUCAACUUGUGAUUUGGAGAAAGCACAAUCUGUACUGGCGCAGUGGGAAGUGGAAUGGUCAAAACUUCAGCUAUUUCCCUGCUAUUUUUGAUGAUCCUGCAUUCAAAUUCAGCUAUAUCUCAAAUGAAAAUGAGAGCUACUUUGUCUUUACUGUCCCUGCUAAUUAUAUUUCCUCGUGGAUUGAGAUGAAUUCAUCUGGGAAAAUCCACAUGUUUCUGGGGGACAAAUAUGGGGGAUGGACACUGUGGUAUGUACCUACUUGUGAUGAAAAUGAAAACUACGCUAGGUCCGGGGCCUGCAUAGACCAGACGCCAUCAAAUUGCAGCAGAAAUGAUGAAUUUCUGCAAACAAUUGGAGACAUGGAUAGGUGGGAUUUCCUCAAAAAUCACAGUUUGGGUCCAAAUGACUGCGAAGAGAUAUGUAGGAACAAUUGUUCCUGCAAAGCCUUUGCGUCUGCUAAAAGCGAUGGAACUGGCUGCAAAUUUUCAUCCGGAAUAAAGAAAGAUGAAAUCCAUAGCUGGCAGUCUUUCUACAUUCGUAAUAGCAGUUCAAUGGAGAAAAACAACACUGGUCCUGACAUAGAAAGAAAUACCACUACGGAAACACAAAGAGCAAGUAAUCCAAAGAAGAAUCAGAAGUGGGUAACCAUUGUUGGUCCACUGGUUUCCUUAAUUGUUCUUGCUAUAAUCUGCUCAUUGUGCUGUUCAAUGCUGAAGUACUGCUUCUAUUUUAGAGGUAAACAAGGAAGCCAAGGGAAGGAUGCAAACAUGGGUACAGAGGUAUUGAUACGUGAAUUGAGGACUAGUAUGGCAGCCAUUAAAGAACUCAGCGGCACACACAAGCUGAAGUCAAAUGGGAAGCAGGAUCAUGAAUUACCUUUAUUCAGCUUUUCUGCCAUAGAGAGUGCCACAGGCCGCUUCUCUGAUGCAAAUAAAUUAGGCCAGGGUGGUUUUGGGCCAGUCUACAAGGGUACACUGGCUGAUGGACAAGAGAUUGCAGUCAAAAGACUCUCCAGAAGAUCUGGACAAGGAGUAGAGGAAUUAAAAAAUGAAGCGAUGUUAAUUUCAAACCUUCAACAUAGGAAUCUUGUUAGAGUAUUGGGUUGUUGCAUUAAAGGAGAGGAGAAGAUAUUGGUCUAUGAGUAUUUGCCUAACAAAAGUUUGGAUUCAUUUCUUUUCGGUUCGUUAUAUCUUGCUAGCUACUUUCUCGUUUUACUUAUUUGUCUAGUAAUUUCUGCAUUUUACUGUGCUUAUUUGCUUAGUACACACUUUACAACAGAUGCAACAAAACGAGUUUUGCUUGACUGGAAAAAACGAAUGCACAUAAUAGAAGGGAUUGCUCAAGGGCUUCUAUACCUCCACAAAUACUCUAGACUAAGAAUUAUCCAUAGAGAUUUGAAAACCAGCAACAUCUUAUUAGACAGCAACAUGAAUCCAAAAAUCUCUGAUUUUGGGACAGCAAAAAUCUUUGGGGAGAAUGAAUCGGGAGCCAACACUAAUCGCAUUGUUGGGACCUAUGGCUAUAUGUCACCCGAGUAUGCCUUGAAGGGUCUCUUCUCUGAAAAAUCAGACGUCUUCAGUUUUGGAGUCAUGGUGCUAGAAAUCCUAAGCGGCAAGAAGAACAGUGGUUUUUAUCAGCCAAAUGAAUUUUCAAACCUACUAGAAUAUGCAUGGUACCUGUGGAAAGAAGGAAGAUACUUGGAGUUACUGGAUCAAGCAGUGGCAGAAACAUGUACAGCAACAAGCGAAUUUAGACGGUGUGUGGAAGUCGGUUUGUUUUGUGUGCAAGAAAGUGCAGAAGAUAGACCAACCAUGUCAGAUGUUGUGUCAAUGCUUGGAGGAGGUGGUGAUUCCGUAACUGUCUCAGGUCCUAAACAACCUGCUUUUUCUACGCUUGUAAAACAGAAUUCGGUAGAGAAUCCAGGAACAUGCUCUGUUAAUGAUGUAUCAUAUUCAACUCUACAGGCUCGAUAGCAUUCCAGCUUUGAUUAUUAAAUCAAACUAUGAAACUUUUGUAGCCCUCUUAUGAACCUUACAAGAGAUUAGAGAUAUAUCCCAUAUAAAGUAUACAAAUAAAAUAUCAAAUCAAAUGUCUCAAAAA